GUCACAAGGCCCGCAACUCCCCUCCUGCCGCCUGGUUGGCCCUAGGAAGAGAAAAGGAGCCGGGGCUUGCCGGGAAUCCCUUCUGUCAUUGGACAGUGUUCAGCUUUUAGGGGCGGAGCGGCAUGAGUCAGAGAACGCAGGUGGUUGAAGAGUCGGCAUCCGCCUCUUCGUUGAGCGAACCAAGCGCGGGGCGAGACAGACUUUACAGAAUGGUGAGUUGUGCUUCCUGCCCGCAGUUCUUCAUGCAUUAUAAAACAGUGCCUGCUCCCGCCUCCUACUUAUGAGGACCAGAGCUGGUAAAUCUGUCUGUUUGCCCGCCCAUUCCAAUCUCUUCAAAGCCUGCCCACCCCGGAACAUCUUUCACCCCCCACCCAUCAUGUUAUUCGUGGUUUUCUCGCGGUUUCCUAUGAUAAGCUGAGGCGAGUAAAAACAACGCCAAUACGAAUCUGGCAGCACACAAUGCUCCUUUGAAUGUUUACAGGGAAGUAAGACCCACUGAGUUCCUUGCAGGUAAGUGUGCCAUUUAGCUUUAUAACUGAUGCCUCCAUCUCAAAUUUAGAAGACUGUGGGGCAGCAGUGCCCAAGCCCUAGAUCUCUUGUGCCAGCCCCCAUCUUUCCUGCCCCUCUCCACUUUUUAGACUUAGUUGGGGGAAGGGUUACUUGGCUUUCAGGGUGACUGGGUCUGCUCGGUUUGCCCCAGACGUCUGUGCAAACUUGUGUCGUGCCUCCAAGUAGCAAGCAGCAUUCCUUCUCUGAGGCAGUUUGAACAGCCACUAUUCAACACGCCUUCUUCACACAAUGUGCAUGUGUGUGUAUAAUGGUAAGACCGCCAUCACACAGCCUCCACUAGAAGAUUUGCAGUGUCACAUCACAAUCCUGGAUUUGCAUGAAGUCGUGGUGGGGUAGGGGUAGGGGAGUCAAAGAGAAGACAGGUUGCACAACAGCUGUGGCUGUGGCAUGAGAACUAGAAGGGAAGGACACUGAGAGGGGAAAGAAGUGGGAAAAGUCUGAAUAGAUUUGCAAAAAAGGUUUUAACAAGGAGAAAUAGCAGAGGUGCAUACAAAACAGAAGCUAACACCGAAAAGGUAACACAACAGAGCCUCUCUCCACUCCUUUCUGAAGCGUUGUUUUAAACCACCACUUUCCCCUUCAGUUAUCUCCUUCUGCUUGCUCUACUCUGUUAUUUAAAACCUCAAUUUUCCACUCACUGUCGCCCUCUGCCACUGUUUAAAACUGCCAUUUUCUUUUCAGCGCCUCUCAUUUUUUUUUUUUUUUUGUACAGUGGUACCUCAGGUUAAGUACUUAAUUCAUUCUAGAGGUUCGUUCUUAACCUGAAGCACCACUUUAGCUAAUGGGGCCUCCUGCUGCCGCCGCGCCGCCAGAGCACGAUUUCUGUUCUCAUCCUGAAGCAAAGUUCUUAACCCGAGGUACUAUUUCUGGGUUAGCGGAGUCUGUAACCUGAAGCGUAUGUAACCCGAGGUACCACUGUACUCAAAUUUUCUCCCUCUUCCUUUCCUCAGCUGCCCUGUGUGAAAGAGUUAAAAGGAUGCAGAGCCCUCAAAUAUUCCACAGUACUUUAGCACAAUGUAUUUCAUCCCUGGUACCAUGUGUUGUUUUCAACAUGAAGUUCCAGAUUCAAUGUAAUCAUUUAGAAUAGGUAUUUUAUUAGCAAGCAUAAACACCCAUGUAUGUAUAGGUACAACAUCUAUCAACUGAACUGAACCUUCUCUAACUGAACAAAGUAACUGGCAGGUGUGCUUCUCUAAGAUUCUAUUUGCCUUAAAGAUACAGCAACUUAUAUAAUCACAGCAAAAGUGGCUACAGCAUGGGAACGGAUGUGGUCUCUGUGUAAGGGGGAGUUGAAAAAAGGAGUUAGGGUGAAGAUAAUAACGGAGUGUGUGGGCUGCAAAAUAGACGAGGAAAUAUGAAAGUGGGUGUGGUCUGUGCGGAAGGAGGAUGAAGAAGAGAAUGCAGGGUAAAGGUGAAAAUGGGUAUGAAGGGAGUUGCAAAAAAGGGAGCAGAAGGUAUAGGAUAAUGAAAACAAGGACAGGAAAGUGUUUGAAGAACUGGUGGGCUUAAUAAGUGGGCAGUAGGUGAAAAGGGUGCUUAGUAGUUCAAUAUGUGGAUGGGGAGGAAGAUCCAGCUUAGCGUGGGAGGGGCUGUGUGCAAGGGUGGAUUGCACAAAAUAAGAGGGGAGGCAUAGACACAGGGGUGAAGGUGAAAAUGGGUGCAAAGCAGGGCUGCCAAACAGAAGAGAGAAGUGACUUCAGAAGUGGUGUUGAGAAAGUGAAAAGCAAGCUUAGUAGCUGCAUUAAAAGGUACUGGUCUGUGCCUAUCUACUUAGAGCUCCUCUUUGCAUAGGGUGAGGUGGCACGGCUGCAUGCUUACUUGGGGCAAAGGCUUAUACAACACAGCUGGACUGCCUGUGUGUGUUCAAACAUGUAUUUGUUGAAUGAGCUGCCUUGGACAAUGCAUCUCCCCAGUUUGUGGAGGUGAGCAUGUGUGUGCAGUUUGUCUCCACCCACCAUGUCUGCCAUGCCCUUCAUGGUAUAUGCGAGGCGGGAAAAACCCAGUGACACUUGCACAAUUCUAUGUGCGUAGAUGAUAAUUGUGUGCGUGCUUAAUUUCCUGCUUUUAAUAGGAAAAUCAAACCUGAUGUUUUUCUUUUUGCCUAUGUGCAUUGAUAACUGUACACGUGUGGGCGGCCGUUGUACAUUCCAUCCCCACAGGUAGAGAUGGGGAGGGGCAGGUGACGCUGGUGUGCUACAAAGGAGGGAAGGAGUUGUGCGUGCUUUCUCCCCAAUAUGUGAUGGGCCAGAUCUGGGGGAAGGGGGUUGUAUUGCCUGAUCUGGUUCCAUAUCUAAUAUAGACCUGUGAGAACACCUUUGCGCGAGUAGUCAUAAUAUGUACUUCAAUACAGAACAGUGAGGGGCGGGGAGGUAAACAAUUGCAGCCCAAAAGUCCUCUGCUGUUUAAUUUUAGCAACUUUGGCAAAUCAAAUACAUGUAGACAUAAAUAUUUUUUUUUAGAAUGUGAUAACUAUGUAUUUUUGUAUUUUUAGCUUUCUGCAAAUAAUCUUUUUAAAUUCUCUCUUUCUCUCGCUUAAUGAAAGGCAUCCGGUUUUAGAAGACCAACCUUGGGUGCUAACCUGCGAAGGAAAAGUGGGCUGAAACAUGAAUUGUCCGAGGAGCAAAAGCAGGAGGUCCGGGAAGCUUUCGAUUUGUUUGACACCGAUGGAUCUGGCACCAUUGAUGUUAAAGAAUUAAAGGUAUGUGUGUGUAUUCUUGUAGUGAUUUAUAGUGCGAUCCUAGGGAUGCAGGUGGCGCUGUGGUGUAAACCACUGAGCCUUGGGCUUGCCAAUCAGAAGGUCGGUGGUUCAAAUCCCCACGACGGGGUGAACUCCCUUUGCUCGGUCCCUGCUCCUGCCAACCUAGCAGUUUGAAAGCACAUCAAAGUGCAAGUAGAUAAAUAGGUACCGCUACGCCGGGAAGGUAAACGGCGUUUCCGUGCACUGCUCUGGUUCGCCAGAAGCGGCUUAGUCAUGCUGGCCACAUGACCCGGAAAAACUGUCUGCAGAGCGGACAAACGCUGGUUCUCUUGGCCUGUAAAGCGAGAAGAGCACCACAACUCCAGAGUCGUUUGCGACUGGACUUAACUGUCAGGGGUCCCUUUACCUUUACCUAGUGCGAUCCUAACCAUGUAUGCUUGGAAGUAAGCCCUAUUGAUUUUAGUGAGGCAUACUCUCAGGUUUGUGGUUUUUCUAAGUGAAGGCUGACUGUUUCUUGCUUCAGAACUAUUUCUACAUACAUAAAAAUGUAGCUUAUUAAUACACAAACUGAAACGACCAUAGCUCAGUUAUAGAGCAUCUGCUUUGCGUGCAAAAGGUCCCAGCUUCAACCUCUAUAUAGGACUGGAAAAAUAUAUAUACCAGUCUGAAACUCUGGGAAGCUGCUGCCAGCCAGUGUUGACAAUACUGAGCUAGAUGGACCAUUUUUCUGACUUGGUUUAAGGCAGCUUCCUGUCGUGCUAAUCAGCUGGUGCCCAUAAGUCACACAAGCUUCCAGGUGGCUCUCCCUUAUGUUUCCAACACCAACUUGUGUAUGUAAAAGUGGUUUGCAUUCUAUUACAGGUUGCAAUGCGUGCUCUUGGCUUUGAGCCAAAGAAAGAAGAAAUUAGAAAGAUGGUAGCAGAUAUCGGGAAAGAAGGAAGCUGUGUCAUAGAGUUUGAAGACUUUUUGACUAUGAUGACCCAAAAAAUGGUAAGACAUAAUUUUGCUUUUGUGCAGUUGGAGUAAGAGUCAGCACUUCUUUUUUUACUUCUCUCCCCCUUCCUUUUCUUCAAAGAGUGAAAAAGAUACCAAAGAAGAAAUCCUAAAGGCUUUCCGAUUAUUUGAUGAUGAUGCGACAGGCAAGAUUUCAUUUAAAAACCUAAAGAGAGUUUCCAAGGAACUUGGAGAAAACUUAACAGAUGAAGAGUUACAGGUAAAUGUUUUGCUUUGCUAAGCCUUGAUUCAUAGAUGCUGCAUAUUUUAAAUAGUUGGGUAAUAGUUGGAGCUGGCAGCACUGAGGGUCAUUGGGUUGUUUAAUUGUAUUUGUGCAUAUUUCAGAGGGCUCUGAAGUACACCUGCUCAGCCAUCACUUCUUCCAGGAUAUGGUGUUCUAUUUCCCCCUUGCUGGUAUUCUCCGCACUCCUGCAACAUGCAGUGAUCAUUUUGUAGAACUGAACAUGCUCAGUCCUGAUUGUUGGAAGUUUGCCCCCCCCCUUCCCCCAAGAGAAAGGAAAAAAAAGAAGACUAUUUUUUGUAGUUCUGAAAACAUGAGUGUCUUCAAAUCCUGCUGAUACCUUGUGUUUAAACAGUUCUGUUUUGACUACAUAAGCAGAGGCAUUUGGCAAAAGAGUUUGCUGUUUGUAUUUAGGAUAUUUAUUCAUCAAGCAUUUCAAUUUUGGGCAUUAUAAUGGAGCUGAGAAAACACUUAACAAAAUGAGUGCUGGAUGCUUCCAGGUCAGUGCUUAAUCUUCAGUGUUUUUUUUACAGGAAAUGAUAGAUGAAGCUGACCGUGAUGGCGAUGGUGAAAUAGAUGAACAGGAGUUCUUGAGAAUCAUGAAAAAGACCAGUCUAUAUUAAUGGCUAUGUUACCUAAAAGGUGGCCCGCAAAGAUUUAAAAAUAUUUCUGCUAUUCUUUGAUGAGCUCAAUAGGAUGCCAGGUUUGGAUUGAGGGAGGGAGAUGAGUGGUGCUUUUUUUAGAGAGAGAUUGAGAUUGAUUGAUUGAUUGAGAGAGAGAAUAUCUGCCAAAUAGGUUCGGGGUUGUUUUUUUAAGGUGCUGGAUUUAAACAGUUCCUGACUCAAAAACUCUGCUUCGUAUCUGACCGAAUUAAGAUUUGUUCACACUAUAAAACUUGCAAAAUGUAAGAGCACAGGUAACCUCCUUCCUAGGACUUUGAGAGAUACCACGAUGAUUUAUUACCCCAUUAAAAACAACAAAAAUUACACCAGAAUUGUGACUUGUAAUUCUUCAUUAAAGAAUUUGCAGCAACAUAUGUUUGGUUUGGAUGGUAAAGUGAUAAGAUCUUUAUUUGUCAAUAACAUGUUCCUCGCUCAGCUACACAGGUGAAUAUGUGUGAGCCUUAAUUGUAGCAACAUUCAAUUUUUUCCUCACUGAAAGAAGAAAGGAUGGUACUCUGAACUGAAGGGGAGAGAUUAUGAGGUAGAUGGUUUUGGAUGCCAGCAGUUCCUUACGGAGUGCCAAGCAGAGUUCUGACCCUUAAUGCAACUUAAAUGUGAGGGUGGUCACGAGAGGCUUCCAGUUUUAUCAGGGAAAUGUCAGGGGACAAAUUGGAGCUGCUUAACCCUCUCCCCUCCAGUAGUUUCUUCUCGAAAUUGCCCUCUUCAGCUAGUGAGGAGCAGAUGGGGAUGGAAUUUUGAGCAGGAAAACAUCUGGAGGGGGAAGAGUUAAGCACUGCCUUCUCCUGUUGUUCCUCUGAUCAAAUGGACAGUCACUCAUGAUCACCUUUCUCCUCUCUUGCAUCUUGUUUGACCCCCCACUAUUUGAAUUUUAACCCAUAUCACUGGGAUUCAGCUAGCAACAGUGCUCUGUAUCAGGAAUGGGAAACCUGUGUAUCUCAGGCUGUUGUUGGAUUUCAUCUCCUAUCAGCCGCAGCCAGCCUGGCCAGUGGAGAGUUACAUCCCUAAACAUCUGGAGGGCCACAGGUUCCCUGUCCCUGCUGUAUAUGGAGGUACUUACAGUGUAUGCCACACUGCUGCAAUCUUGUUAGUCAGAUCUUAUAAAGGUAAAGGGACCCCAUUAGGUCCAGACGUGGCCGACUCUGGGGUUGCGGCGCUCAUCUCGCUUUAGUGGCCGAGGGAGCCGGCGUACAGCUUCCGGGUCAUGUGGCCAGCAUGACUAAGCCGCUUCUGGCGAACCAGAGCAGCACACGGAAACACCAUUUACCUUCCUGCUGGAGCGGUACCUAUUUAUCUACUUGCACUUUGAUGUGCUUUUGAACUGCUAGGUUGGCAGGAGCAGGGACCGAGCAACGGGAGCUCACCCCGUCACGAGGAUUCGAACUGCCGACCUUCUGAUCGACAAGUCCUAGGCUCUGUGGUUUAACCCACAGCGCCACCCGUGUCCCUGAGUCAGAUCUUAUAGAACUAUAUAAAUGUUUGCUAUACAAAGCCCUUGAGUUUUGCAAAGACCUAAGUGUAAACUUUUUCUUUCAUUCUGGGAGUAGCCCCAGUGAAGUUAACACAAGCCAUCUAAGGGUGACUUUGGUUUGGCAUGUUUUUAAUGUCGGGUUUGCCUAGGUCUUGCCACACAGUGAGGUCCAUAUGCCAAAUCAUUGCUUUUCACAUGGCAGCUUCUUCUGAGUGGCAUGAUCCUCCACAUGGGUGCCUGAAUCUGUGAUGUGGAAUAUCUUAAAUAAGCAAAUAUGUGGGUGAUCUUUCCAAUGAAAGUGCAUAUAAAUUCUUAACCUUCCCUGAAAGCGUCAGUGCAAUAAAUGCUUUAAAAAGUUCAUUUUUUCUAGAAACAGUUACUUGGUGUUGAUUAACAACUUUUUUGUGGCUAGUAUCUGGGCCGUUAUAUAAGAAAUUACUGUCUCACAGUCUAAGCAGGACCACUUGUCAAUUCCUUCCAUUCUAGGUGUUUUAUAUGUAGGAAAUGCAUGUAUGUAAUCUACUGCUUGAUGUCUCAUAUGAUGCUGUUUUUAAUUUUAUGAGAUCUUCAAUAAACCAGCAUUAGACUGUACCCGAGAGGGGGCCCCCCCCUUUAAAAAUGCAGGCAGCUAUGGUACUUUCUCAAGGUUGGGAUGAUUUUACAGUUUUGCUGGGUCAGCCAUCAAUGAUCUACUGACAGUAGGUUAUGGGCCUAGCAGAGGAUUCCGAUGUUUGACUUCCAGCAUGUUCUAAACCAGCUCUUGCAGUGUUUAGGUUGUGCGUACUUUGGAGUGCAACACUCUCAUGAAAGAAACCUUGCCUGAGUCCCCCGCCCCCAAUGAGGAAAAGUUUUGAGCUUUUUAAUUUAGGAAAAAGUGAGUAAGGGGCAGACACAAUAGAAGAGGAAGUUGAUAGAAACAAGUUUUCCUUCUCUUCUCCUAAUGCUAGAACACAGGAUGGAGAAAGUUUAAUUAUACAAUCCUUUCUCUCUCUAGAUGUAGUGAUGGCAACCAACUUGGAUGGCUUUAAAGAAGGAUUAGACCAAUUCAUGAAGGAUAAGGUCCAUUGUCAGAUGGUAUGCCUUUGAAUCUGACUAGCCCAUUAUACUAAGUGGGUAGAGAGUGCUGUUAUAUGCAGUCCUGUUUGUGGGCAUUUCAUAGGCCUCAUGUUGGCCACUGUGAGAAUAGGAUGGUGGACUGGAUAGCCUUUGGGCUGAUCCAGCAGGGCUCUUAUAUCCAUAUAUAUGUUUGGAAGAAGUGCAAGCCUGACAAGUGAGCCUUAGACACUAGGAAGCGCACUUUGGAACACUUUGAGAGAGGAGCCUGAAGAGGAACUUUUACUUUUUACAUUAGUCACCAGCCACUGUGUACAAGGAUCAAGAUUUAGAUUGCCAGAGAUACAGACAAUUUGGGGCAGGCAGGAAAUCUGAUAAACAGAAAUGGAAAUGUGAAAAAAGAAGUCAGAAUUUCAUUUGGCGUCACAACGCCUGGGCAUGGCGGUGAAGAAAACGUGCAGUCUGCCAAUGAAUGGGGGGAUUUCUCUUCGUUUGGGGCUUUUGGGGACUGUUGAUAUGUAACAGAUUAACGGGAUGCCUUGGAAACAUGAUCUCCACCUACUUUUUUUUCUUUGCAUUUACGGUAAUAAUGGGGAACAGUAGUGAUUUCCCCCCCUUUGGUUUAAGUUCCAUUUUAUUAUUCAUAGUGAAACUUGGUAAGAUGGGCCAAGCUUGAAAGUUACUUCAUCUGUACACCUGUGGGUUAUUUCUCUGAUCUUUUCUUCUUCUUUAAAUUGCAGUCUGAAGUUAUUUACUUGUUCAUGUUCCAAGGCAUAACACUUUGGAGCUACUCUGCUCUCAUUUCCAAUUUCCUGUUUGUUUUUAAUGUUCUGCUUACAUGUAUAUCUGAGUUAUAUUUUGAUUUGGUUCUGGUUUAAUAAAGACAAUUGAAUCCUUAUUGU
This is a messenger RNA of Podarcis lilfordi (Lilford's wall lizard), 8608 nucleotides long. Lineage: Eukaryota; Metazoa; Chordata; Lepidosauria; Squamata; Lacertidae. The record is from the annotation of a GenBank genome assembly.